This is a messenger RNA of Onthophagus taurus, 3362 nucleotides long. RefSeq names its product sidestep IV (gene side-IV). Lineage: Eukaryota; Metazoa; Arthropoda; Insecta; Coleoptera; Scarabaeidae. Gene Ontology annotation, molecular function: protein binding. The record is from RefSeq and is a predicted model, not a curated record.
AUCUCAGUGUCGUCAUGGACGCCAACGCGUGCGUAUCGACGUGUUCGCGUCAGUCCGCACUCGCGCCUCUUGUGACCUGUUCGCAAAGAAGUGUACGGUUCUUCAGUGAAAAGAUCAAUUAAACGAAAUUUGUUGUUUUACGAGGAAUUUAUACGGAAAGAAGGACGAACGUCAUCGCUAAUUGGACGUUGUUAACCAUCGGAGCUAACACUUAGGAGUCUCAAGACUAAUGUUAUAAAACAUGUACUUAAAGAAAUCCUAAAAUAAAGUUUCAGUGAUAUUUAGUGACACAUUAAUAAAUAACAUUAAAUCAAUAAUCUGUACAUAAUAAUUCGUAUUAGUGGCUGGCUCAAGUUAUGAUCUCAAGUUAUUAAGAUAUUUAAAAGAAAUAGUUAAAAAUAUAUCCCCUCAGUGUUACAAAUCUAUUAUUAGUGCUACUUAUUAAUAAUAUCAUUGAAUUUGUGUGUUGAUUAGUAACGAAAAUAACAGAACAUGUUUAUUAUUAAAUUUAAAAUGUUUUAUUAAAUAGUGAUAUUGUUGAUGUUGUGGUUAGAUGAGUGACAUAAUGGAAAAAGUAUGUUAUAAAAAGUGUUUUCGGUGUGUUUCGCAAUGAGGGCCAUACGAAACUAUUGGCUGGAAACAGCCACUAUCUUGCUGGUUAUCAUUAAAUUUACGGCUGCUUACAACGGUAUCGAGGAGUCUUCAGGAGCUAAUGAACUGGAUAGACCAAUACCCAUGGAAGAUGUUCAAGGAGUAUUGGGGAAAAAGAAAGGAUUACCAUGUGACAUAACCCCCAGGGACAGAGAUGAUGCAGUUGCCAUGGUUUUAUGGUUUAAGGAAACGAUAUUGGAACCGUUGUACAGUUUCGAUGUUCGAGGUCGUCAAUUCAAUCAAGCCAAAUUAUGGUCAGCACCUAAUAUUUUUGGUAAUCGAGCGUUCUUCCGUGCAACAACGAGUCCUGCUUCCCUGGCUAUUGAUAACAUUCAACUCACAGAUGAAGGAAUCUAUAGGUGUCGAGUGGAUUUUAAGAACUCGCCAACAAGGAAUAGCAAAGUGAACUUUACAGUAAUCGUACCUCCGGAAAGGCCAGUAAUUUACGACGGCAAGAGAAGAGACAGGACUACAUUAUUAGAACCUUAUAAUGAAGGCAGUGACGUCAACUUAAUUUGCGAAGUUAGCGGAGGACGUCCCCGACCGAGAGUACUCUGGUUCUUAGAAAAUCGUGUUAUAGAUGAUUCGUAUGAGAUGAGGCCAGAUGGGGUUGUGGUUAACCAUCUAACGUUCCCAAACGUAGGAAGGCAGCAUCUAAAUGAAAGACUGAUUUGCCAGGCCAGUAACACAAACCUGGUUCCCCCAGCGACAAAACUAGUAGUACUUAACAUAAACCUGAAACCCCAAACCGUGGACAUUUUAACCAAAGAGAAACAUGUAUCAGCUGACAAAAGAUAUGAAGUCGAAUGCAGAACAUCCGGAUCACGUCCGGAAGCUAUCAUAACAUGGUGGAAGGGAAGCCGGCCAGUAAAAAAACUAGCAAAAAAUUUCUCGGAACAGAACAACCAGAGCUUGAGCAUCUUGACGUUCGAGCCGGUGGUGGAGGACGACGGCAAGUACUUGACCUGCAGAGCAGAGAACCCGUCCAUUCCUGAUAGUGCCCUAGAGGAUAAGUGGAGACUCAAUGUCCACUAUGUGCCAAUUGUAACUUUGAAAAUGGGAUCUAGUCUUAAUCCGGAAGAUAUUAAGGAAGGAGACGACGUUUACUUCGAAUGCAAUAUCAGAGCGAAUCCCAAGGCCUACAAGCUUUCUUGGUACCAUAACGGUAAUGAGAUUCACCACAACGUGUCAGUUGGAGUUAUCCUCAGCGACCAAAGUUUAGUUCUGCAGAGCGUUACGAGAGCAACAGCUGGCGACUUCACUUGCAUUGCGACGAACGUGGAAGGAAAAGGCAGCAGCAACCCCGUGACCCUUACAGUGAGGUACGCGCCAGUUUGUAUUCAAGAGAAAGAUGAACUCUACGGAGCCCUGAAACAAGAAACGGUUACCUUAAAGUGCCAGGUAGAUGCUAAUCCUGCUUUGGUCACCUUCCACUGGACCUUCAAUAAUUCUGGUGACCUAACCGAGGUUCCGGUGUCCAGAUUUACCAACGAACUUUCCACGUCGAGGCUCAAUUACACCCCCGUUUCGGAAAUGGAUUAUGGGACGCUGUCCUGCUGGGGUCGCAACGAAGUCGGUCAGCAGAAAGCUCCCUGUGUCUUCCAAGUGGUGGCGGCAGGAAAACCAUUUCCACUGUUAAACUGCUCUAUGAUGAACCAAACCUCCGAUUCCCUUCAAGUAGAAUGCACAGAAAACUUCGAUGGAGGUCUUCCCCAGGGAUUCUUGAUGGAAGUUCUGGAAUUACCAUCGCUACGUUCCAGUUUGAACGUGACUACAGAUAGAACACCACCGCACUUUUACGCAGAUGGCUUAGAACCUGGAGCAAGCUACAGGAUAAUGCUGUAUUCCGUAAACGCAAAAGGCAGGAGUGAUCCCGCCAUCUUAGAUGCCGUAACUUUCAAGGGUGUCGCCAAGUAUACAGUUCACAAUUGGCAGAGCUCAGAUAGUACAACUGCCAGUAUGCCUGUUAGCCCACUAAUUCUUGGUCUUUUGGGAACUGCGGGUGUCUUGGGUGCAACUGUCUGUUUAGUGUUAGCAGCCCUUUGCAGACGCCAUUACCAAAGACCGUGUCACCGCCCCGAUAAUGGAAACAAACACGUCCCCUUGGAGGUAAUUCCAGCGGAUGAUUUGAUUCGGGAUGGUUCCGUUACAGGGCUUAGAAGUCCUUCGAUUUGCGAUGCAACAUUAACACAACCCUUGAGGAAUGGCCCUUCACAAGAACCAUCUGAUCCCGAUAUUAUAAAAAAUCAAUAUGAAAGAAGAACAAUCCAAGGAGGAUAUAUGAAAACAUACGAACCCGCUCACACAAGAUUAGAUGAAGACAACGAAGAUGAAGCGGAUGAAUACGAUUUUCGACAUGUAACCAAAGAAUCUCAUAUACCUAAUCAAACGGUGUACCGAAGUCUGCAAAGGACGACGAGGGUCCCUGUAGUGGCAACGAUUCCAGGAUCGCACACCCUCACGCACAAGUACAGAGGUCCUGAAGUUGUCACAACAUCAAACCGAAUACAGGAAAGUUGCAUUUAAGCGAGAAAAAAAAAACGAACGUGGCCGUUUUUAUGAUGUAUAAAUAUUGAUGUAUUUAAGGAUUACAUAUUAAGAGGAAACUAAUAAAACAAGAUCUAAUAAGAGGUUUUGUGACAGAUUCAAUUCAAAGAGAAAAAUGUUUCAUGUUCAUUUCUGUCUGUUUUUAAUAAAAAAUUUCAAAACAA